AUGAAGACCCCGAUUCUUCAGGUCAUACUUGGCACGGCUGCCGUAUUCAUCGCUGGAUGCGACGCCACUUCUCACCAUCGUCGGAUGCACCAGGCGCAUCAGCGUUUGGCUCAACCUCACGGCCAUGUUCACUCGCGAGCCGAGUCCAACGUCCUAGUCAAGCGAGGAACUUGCGCCUUUCCUACCGAUGACCCCAACCUCGUUGCUGUCACUCCUGAUCAGAAGAAUGCCGGAUGGGCUAUGAGCCCUGAUCAAGAGUGUAAGCCAGGCAACUACUGCCCUAUUGCUUGCAAGCCUGGUAUGGUAAUGAAUCAAUGGGAUCCGGAUUCGACGUAUACUUAUCCUGCCUCUAUGAAUGGUGGAUUGUAUUGCGACAAGAACGGCAACGUCAAGAAGCCCUUCCCCGACAAGCCCAACUGUGUUGAAGGAACGGGGUCUGUCAAGGCCAUCAACAAGUGCAAAAGUCACAUGUCCUGGUGUCAGACUGUUCUACCUGGUAAUGAGGCCAUGUUGAUUCCUACGCUUGUCAAUUCUGAAGCUACUAUCGCUGUUCCUGGCUCCUCGUACUGGCAGAGCACUGCCGCUCACUUUUACAUUAACCCCCCUGGUACUGGUACCGACGGGUGCAUUUGGGGCACUGAAGACAAGCCAAUUGGUAACUGGAGUCCCUACGUUGCUGGCGCCAACACCGACAGCAACGGCCAAACUUUUGUCAAGGUUGGAUGGAACCCUAUCUGGGAAUCAUCCUCCCUCAAGGGGACCAAGCCUGGAUUCGGCGUAAAGAUCGAAUGCCCUGACGGUGGCUGUUCUGGCCUGCCCUGCCAGAUCGAUCCGUCCGCUGCCGAGGGCAGUGUUGCCAGCAAAAAUGCCGCUGUCGGUGCCGGUGGUUCUGCUUUCUGUGUGGUCACUGUUGCCAAGGGCAGCUCUGCCCAUAUUGUGGCCUUCGAUGCAUCUGGCGGUAAUAAGGAAACACCCAAGGAAUCUUCGUCUGCUCCUCCUCCUCCUCCGCCAUCCACGUCCCAGCAGCCUACGACGAGCCAGAUCCCUACGACGACGUCUACGCUCCCUAAGCCAACCACCACCAGCGUCGCGCCGACUACCACCUCUCAGCCUACCACGACACUAGUCCCAACUUCGUCCUCAACAUUGACGCCCUCUUCGUCAUCAACAACAACAACAACAACAACAACAUCAUCAUCAUCAUCAACAACAUCACCACCAACAACAACAACAACAACAACAACGUCGUCAUCCUCAUCGUCAACAACAUCAUAUGCUCUUCCUACUUUGAUCCCUGGCAUAUUCCAUGAAAACGGUACUUCUUCGAGCAACACCACAACCACAUUCGUGUCGUCCACAGCCCCCACGACCUUCAUAGCCGAGACUACAGUCCCCAACGCCCCCAAGCCUACCGAAAAGAAAGGAGAAGCUGGCCGUCAGCAAGGCAGUGCCGCAGUGGCUGGCCUCGUCGUGGCCCUCGUCGCAGCCGCUUGCUUGUUCUAG
Molecule: messenger RNA, 1503 nt
Organism: Metarhizium acridum CQMa 102
Lineage: Eukaryota; Fungi; Ascomycota; Sordariomycetes; Hypocreales; Clavicipitaceae
Source: RefSeq, a predicted model, not a curated record